UAUUUAUUUUUUAUUUAUUUUUUAUUUAUUUUUUUUUUUUUGGUAAACGAACCGCUUCCGUUUGCCGUGUCCAACAUCCGGAAGGGUGGGAACCUGUCUUAAAGUUCUGCAAAUCACAUCAGUUUGUGUUAUUUGGCGUGAUUUUCUCUUUAAACGCGUUAAACAGGGUUCCCUGCGUGGUCGUGAGGAAUAAACCGUGUUAAGGAGAAGAACAUGGCGUGUGUUGGGUUGAUUGGUGUUGUGUUGUGGUGUAACACCGCUCACCUGGAUUAGGAGCUCAGGCGCCUGCUGCUUUUCUCCUGCUUGGAUUAGGACUGCACAAUGCUCCUCCGAGACCACUGAAAUCCGGAUUAUUUCCCUCUCACUGAAGGUGAUUUUUGAUCAUUUUGACGAUUUAAUUUGAGUUGAAAUGAGUUGUGGACUGCAGAGUCGGGCAGGUGGUUGAAGACAGUUUUGUUUGUUUUGGGGUUUCUGUCGGAAGAUUUAGUGUAACACCGAAGCGAAAAUGUACUUUCGUUAUUAUUUAUUUGUUUUUACCUUUUUAGAACAAUUAAAAUGUUUGUUUAUUUUUUAACUUCCAGUAACAUACAGUGUAUAUAUACUUCCAAGGCUGUUUUUUUUUUUUUUUUAAUAGUGGCUCAAAAAAAAGCAAAAACAGAAACGAGAAGUAGCUUGUUGUUACACAUGAAGUGUGCGCGUGGAAGAGGGUUUGUGUCGAAGCUGUCUCAGAUUUUCCACAAAUCACGGUGUACUUUCAGAAACAUUUCUGAGCCCAUUUUACUGGCACUUCUCCAAUCCUUUUAGAAGACAUUCAGAGAAAGAACAUUUGCACUGUUAAAACCUUAAAUGCUAUGAGUGCCCAGCCAAGGAGAAUCCGUCUGAAGCCGUGGCUGCUGGCUCAGGUGAACAGUGGGAAAUACCCUGGCCUCAACUGGCUGAAUAAGGAGUGUCGCUUAUUUCAGAUACCCUGGAGACAUGCCACACGCCAUCUGCCAACCCCAGAGGAGGAAAACACUAUAUUCAAGGCCUGGGCACUGGAGACAGGGAAGUACCAGGAGGGUGUAGAUGAGCCUGAUCCGGCCAAGUGGAAGGCCAACCUGCGAUGCGCCCUCAACAAGAGCCGUGAGUUUAUGCUGAAGUAUGAUGGUACUAAGGAGACACCAAUGCAACCAUACAAGAUUUACGAGGUGUGCGAACUGUCAGUAAAUGGAGAUGAGUGUGAGGAUGAUGAGGAAGAGCUACCAAAUGUUGCACACCUCUCCAUCAACCCUUGUACGGUUGAGCCUCCAAGCUACCCAGCAUUCCCAGCCAACCCAGUUGAUACAUUCCCUCUGCCAUUCAUGCCACCUGCUUUUCCUGAUCACAGCCAUAUAGCUCCUACCGUGAAACAGGAGGAGCACCUACUCAGGGAAGCUGUUCCAAAUGGAUGUGGUCUGGGAACCAGGGUCAUAGCACCAUCUGCUGUUCCCCAAACUAUUGUCAUGCCAGACACCAUGGCGGACAGUCCUAUGCCAGAGGUGAGGCCUGAAGUAGAGAGCCAAGUGCAGACAUGCCUCUCUGACCUGCUGAGCAGUCCUCAUAUGCUGCCCCUAACAGACCUCGACAUUAAGUUCCAGUAUCGCGGACUGACCGUGGGCUCUAUGACUGUGAGUAAUCCUCAGGGCUGUCGGCUUUAUUCUGGUAAUUUGGCACCAACACCGGAGCAAGUGGAGCUAUUUGGGCCCAUCACCCUGCACCAGGUGCUGUUCCCUGGAACUGCCGAGAUCCAAAAUGAGAAGCAGCGCUUCUACACUGAGCAUCUGCUAGAUGUGAUGGACCGUGGCCUCAUCCUGGAGAUCCAAGGCCAGGACAUCUAUGCUGUGCGUUUGUGCCAGUGCAAAGUGUUCUGGUCUGGGCCGGGAGUGCCCGAGGAGGGUCAGCCCAACCCGAUGGAAAGGGAGCGCAAGAUCAAUGUGUUCAGUCUCAAUAACUUUCUGCAGGGACUCAUCAUGUACCAGAAGGGUGAGGUGCCGACUCCACCACCCUUUGAAAUUUACUUCUGCUUUGGGGAGGAUUGGCCUGACAGAAAACCCAAAGAGAAGAAGCUCAUAAUUGUCCAGGUCGUGCCUGUAGUGGCGAGGAUCCUGACAGAGAUGUUCUCCGGUGAGCUCUCGUGGUCCACAGACAGCAUCCGCCUCCAGAUCUCCAACCCUGAUCUGAAAGACCAGACCGUUGAGCAGUUCAAGGAGCUCCACAGACUGUUGCAAAAUCAACAGGCCCAGGCCUCAUGGCACCAGAACAUCCACUAACAAUGUAUACUCUGUUACAUCACCACAUGAUCCAGCUGAGGAGGAAUGCAGCUGCCCUGUAUUGGUUUAAAAGAGUGCUUCUGGGAUAAUCUCCAUUUGUAUGUGACACAGUAUUUUUGUGGGGGAUUAUUUGAUUAAACAUUUUGUCCUGGUUCUUAGAAUGAAUGUCCCAUACUCAGAUUUGCUUAUUUGAGCUAUAGGUACUAUUCAGGGAAUAAUACUGAAAUGUUUACAACCCACAGUGCAUUGCAGCUUGCCUGAUGUGCCAAGUGACCGACGUUGUGAUGAUCAUCAUCACCUUCAUCAUUAUUACUGUUUUCUAAUAAUAAACACUGUUAUAGGAAUAAUAAUUUAACAAUAAUAAUAAUAAUAAUAAUAAUGUCCAAUGAAUUGGUAGUUGAAACAAGUUUCCACUCAUGGUCUUUGUUUCAAACUAAGGACUUUCCAAUUCUGCAUUUACUUGUAGUGCUGUAUUACCAAAAAUAACUACAUUGGAACCAUCAGGGCUGAUUUAAUUGUUUGAAUCUUGCAUAAAAUUGUCUGUUUUGUGCUAAAAAUGUUUUAUUUUAACUUUGCAUGUGUUUCAAUAAAUAACAGACUAGUUCUGGA
Molecule: messenger RNA, 2897 nt
Organism: Ictalurus furcatus (blue catfish)
Lineage: Eukaryota; Metazoa; Chordata; Actinopteri; Siluriformes; Ictaluridae
Gene: irf5
Product: interferon regulatory factor 5
Exons: 10
Coding region: 852-2288 (478 amino acids)
Biological process (GO): regulation of transcription by RNA polymerase II; immune system process
Cellular component (GO): nucleus
Molecular function (GO): DNA-binding transcription factor activity, RNA polymerase II-specific; RNA polymerase II cis-regulatory region sequence-specific DNA binding; protein binding
Source: RefSeq, a predicted model, not a curated record